ACUGCGACACGACCCAGACUAACAUCAGACUUAUAGGGCGCACAAAAGACUCCCCAUCGUUAGAAAUCUUAUUGCACUCAGUUGAGCAGCAACUCGAGAGAGGAAUGCCUAGUUUACCGCAGCGCGGCGAGGUCACAAUCUGCGAGAUCAAUUGCGAUUUGAUUACCGCCAAAAACCUAUCCGACGAUCGAGCAGAGGAAACCUAUGGAGGAGUACUCGGUUUUGUUUUCAGUCCUUUUCCUUUCCGGACGGACACUGUGCUGCCGUCCGAACAAGAAGUGGAGCUGGAAAGGAGUGACACUACCCCAAGAAGUGUUUUCGUUGCUUUCAAAGAGAUCCUGAGUGACUCGUUCAAACGUAUUUUGUUUCCAAGUGCUUUGAAUUUGUCUGCAGAAGUUAGUUCUGAAAGGGUGAAUUGGCAUCCACAUAAGCACAUAGUAGCUUGCAUAUCCGGAUCCAAUCAAGUUUUGAUUCGUGAUUAUGAUAACUCAGAGAGAAAAGAUCCUUGCAUCUUGGCCAGUGAAGCCCAAAGAGAGAUUAAAUCACUUGAAUGGAGACCCAAUAGUGGGAAGACACUGUGUGUUGCAUGCAAGGGUGGAAUAUGCCUUUGGUCUGAAUCUUACCCAGGAAAUGUUCCUUCUGUGAGAUCCGGGGUAGCCUCAUCAGUUGGUACCGUUUCAUGUGGCUCUGGUAUUCGAUGGAUCUUGGUUGAUUUUCUUCGAAGCCCAACUGGUGAACAUAUUAGUGCAAUUUCUUGCAGUCCCGAUGGAAGAUACUUGGCAUCUGCAUCUCAUGGGAGCUCAUCGUUCACCAUAUGGGAUAUCGCCCAAGGUGCAGGAACACCAGUUCGACGAGGAUUAGGUGCCAUAUCUAUUUUAAAGUGGUCACCAACUGGAGAUUAUCUUCUAACUACUAUGAGUGAUGGAACAUUCUAUAUCUGGGAGACUAAUACAUGGACAUCAGAGCGUUGGUCUUCAACUGGUGGGUAUAUCACGGGUGCUGCUUGGGAUCCUAUAGGGCGCAUGGCAUUGCUUGCAUUAUCAGAAUCUAACACAUUAGGUUCACUACACUUUGCUUCAAGACCUCCAGCAUUAGAUGCACAUCUACUUCCCGUGGAACUGCCAGAAAUUGCAUCCUUGACUGGAAG
Messenger RNA from Dendrobium catenatum, 1147 nucleotides. RefSeq names its product aladin. NCBI's taxonomy places the organism in Eukaryota, Viridiplantae, Streptophyta, Magnoliopsida, Asparagales, Orchidaceae. Gene Ontology annotation, biological process: nucleocytoplasmic transport. Gene Ontology annotation, molecular function: protein binding. Gene Ontology annotation, cellular component: nuclear pore. The record is from RefSeq and is a predicted model, not a curated record.